UAUAGACGCGGGUGACAACCAAUUUGGUUCUUCCUGAGGAGCUAUGAUUCUCUGGCUGUAUAAAUGUCUGUGCCUCUGCGCCCCUUUCUUUGCGUAUUCUUCUUCAUCCUCUGCUCUGCUCUUCUUCUCACAUACUCUCAGUCUCUGUGGGGCUUUUCCUUGCUCGGGCGCAAAUGGACAACGCGACGUCGCCCGAUUCGUCUUCCUCGACUGUCAAGUGCUCCAUCUGCAUGGACGACGUCUCCGAUGACUGUGGCCGUACGGUCGUCAGGCUUCGCUGCUCUCACUCGUUUCAUCUCGAUUGCAUCGGUUCUGCAUUCAAUGUAAAAGGUGUCAUGGAAUGCCCGAAUUGCCGUGAGAUUGAGAAUGGUGUAUGGAGGUGUUUUGAGAAUGGUAGCCCUGGGCCUGACUUAUAUGAGGGGAUGGUUGAGGAGCCUGUGGAUUUCAUUGACAUGGGAAAUGGAACUUUUGUACGUCACUAUACUUGGGAAACAAGGUUACCAUCACCUGGCUACUUAGAACCACAUAUUGAAGAUGCAGAUGGGAAUUUCAUUGACCCCUAUGCCGUCUUUUCUGGUAAUCCUAAUACCAGCCAUCAAUUGAGUGGCCCUCCUGUACACAGUGGGGUAUUUACUUCCCGGGUUAAUUGGAGAUGUGAUCCUUUCAUAUGUGAUACCUGUAUCAAUUCUUUUUCAAGGGGUCACCAUACCAGUGGUGCUAAUUGGGCUUCAGUUAGAUCUGCAACCUUGAGUGCUGGGCUUGAUUUUCAUGCUAUGCCAAAUGAACCAUUUGUUCCUCGAAUCGUUGAGCGUGGGAUGCGUGUUCAAACUGCUACUGAAUCUCCAUUUGGUUUGGGUUAUCAAGGAAGCAAUGAUCCAGUUUAUUCCAACUUACGAAGGAUGCAGCAGACACCAACCAAUUCCUCUUCAUCUGCCGCGGACACUUACAUGAGAAGAUCAAAUGGAUUGAGGGGCUGGUUUCCAGCAGAGUACACAGCACCUUCGCUAGUUGAACAGACUGGGAAUUCCUUUGCAUGGUCUGUGAACCUCAACUCUAACCUGUCAGAAGCAGCAACUCACAGUCAUCACCAUGUCCAGGAAAGAAAUGCAGUCGAACCUCUCCAACUAUUUCCUGAAGACACUGGUUCACUGCUCCCGGACAUUAAUGAGUAAGCUUGAUAGCAGGCUGAACUGAAAUGUCCGUGAGAGGCAAAAAAAAAGCUAAGUUGCUUAGCCUUGAAUAAUUAUUACCGCAGGUGCAAAAUGUUCUUCCUAUGAAGAGCAUAAACUCCAAGGAUGAGAAACCAUAACUGCAAAACUUGAGGCUAUGAAGGUGUUAGUUUCAGGCCUAGGAAUGUAUGGCUGGUUAGUUGAUGCCAUAUGGUAUGGACUAAAUUUGUUUUAUGCAACCAACGAAAGAAAAAAAAAUUGCCUUGUGCAAACUCUUUUUAUAACUUUCGCAUCCUUGCCAAUGUGAUGUACUGUGGAUCACUUAGUGCCACAUCCAAACGACCAAAGUCAAGUUCGACUUUGAUUCUACACAAGUCGGCGUUGGCAUUGGAGCUGAUUAGAUGGGUAAGUCAUUGAAAAUCCAAUAAGUAAUAUGUGUUCUUGAAUCUGGGGUAUUUUCGUUUUUUUUUUUUUCAGGCGUAAAGUCAUUUUUGGUCUAUUUAGUUAGUUUGUUUACCACUUUGGUCCCAUUAGUAUCAAUUUUGUCUAUGUAAUUUUAAAUCUCUUGCAAUUCAAUGACACUUGGAAAUGCAAGGCUAGGUCAAUCAGCAUCUGGACUGUCAGCGGUAGUGGGAAUUCUCCUGUUCCCUGGUGCUCGUCCAAGCGAGUUCAGUUUUCUUGUUACUAAACUCCCUGUGCCACCCUGUGACCUUCUUAUACUCGUGACACGUGUCCCUUCAUUUAACAAAAACUUAACUCUAUUAAGUCUUUAAUUUUUAUCAAAAUAAUAAUUAAAAUAAUUAUAUUAAAGGUUUGUUUAUCAAGAACUGGCUGAGCUUUCAUAUAAGCGCAGGAAAGAUGAAGGGGUAACGAAAACAUUUUUCCGAUGUAAGGUGGUUAAAAGGCUGACGGGGUUUUGUACGUUGGAGCAUGGCGGUUCUGUUGCUGGGCCUCGACAACUCGAGUAGAAGCUCGGCGGGUCGGCAAAUUGCAGAUUCGACAAAGAUUUCUAAGGCGAGUUCGACAACUUUCAGGUGUUGGAUGACGGUGUUUCAUCUGGGUUCCAUAAAUCGAAGCCCGUGGGUGUCACCAAUUGAUGUGCGGUUGUCGGAAAUUAACCAGGCCAGCGGCUGUCACCUCGGUGGUAUCAACAAUCUGAUUUGAUCAAUGAAAAAAACACAACAAAGAAAAGUUUGUGAAUUUAAGAUGGGUUCAUUGAUGUUGAUGACCGGACAAAAAUACACAUGCAAAUCUACCACUUAUGGGCUAUUGUUGUGGAGAAUUUUUGCAUGAUAAUUUGUCGCUGAGAGUGAAUAUCUGGGCACAGACCAAAGAGAAAGAUGAUGAAGAAUUAUUUUUUUGUUUUUAAA
Molecule: messenger RNA, 2539 nt
Organism: Prunus avium (sweet cherry)
Lineage: Eukaryota; Viridiplantae; Streptophyta; Magnoliopsida; Rosales; Rosaceae
Molecular function (GO): ubiquitin-protein transferase activity
Source: RefSeq, a predicted model, not a curated record